This is a messenger RNA of Strongylocentrotus purpuratus (purple sea urchin), 14875 nucleotides long. RefSeq names its product cubilin (gene cubn). NCBI's taxonomy places the organism in Eukaryota, Metazoa, Echinodermata, Echinoidea, Camarodonta, Strongylocentrotidae. The transcript is spliced from 66 exons. Bases 215 to 11203 code for a protein of 3662 amino acids. The record is from RefSeq and is a predicted model, not a curated record. Gene Ontology annotation, molecular function: calcium ion binding.
GAUCGACGAAUCAGAGGACAUGAGUUGGUGAUGUAAACGGAGUGACGUAAUUUUGGAAAGUCCACACUGUAGCUCCAAACAUCAUUGCAUGUAUGCAUAUUCUCGGCUUGCAGCAAAAAAGAAGAAGUCGAUAGGCACUUGUGUUGUAAUCUUCGUUUGGAAGUCAGUAGGCUAGUGGAAAGUCAUCAAUGAGCGCGUAAGAAAGGGCAUCGUCAUGAUGACAAUCAACAUGAUCUGUUCAAGAUGGACCGGGUUGCUGGCCGCGUUGCUCCUCAUCGCAAUGUGCAUCGGAGCUGAGCCUCGGGAAAAGCGGGCUGCCGAUAGCACUGAGCAGCCAAAUAUACUGACCAAUGAUGGACAUCUGAUAUUCCAGACAGGGUCAAAUCACAAUAUAUCUUUCAAGACAGGAGGUGGAACAGGGAGAAUCAAUAUUGAUGAUUAUGAUCUCAUGGAUAUAUCCAGAACCACAAUGUCAAAUAAGGCUAGCGUGGAAGGAUUGCAGUCUGAUGUGACAUCAUUACAGUCCUCAAGCCAGGAUCUGGUAACCAGGGUUACCAAUCUAGAGAAUGGUAGCGGAGGAGGUGGAGGGACAAGUCCUGACAUUGAGAGACGGGUAUCAGAUUUGGAAGAAAAUUACAAUCUUCUGACUAUCAAUGAAUGCUCAAGCAAUCCUUGCAGAAAUGGUGGCACCUGUAUUGAUAUGUAUAACAAGUUCAUGUGCCUGUGUACAUCUGCAUGGCAGGGUACUUUAUGUGAACAGGACUUCAAUGAAUGCAGUGUUAUCGUUGGAACUGUCAAUGAUUGUCAGAAUGGAGGCACAUGUAUGAACACACCAGGUGGAUACAGUUGUGACUGUACAGCAGACUUCUAUGGGUCUCUAUGUACUAUGCAAUAUGACGACUGUGCAUCCAACUCUGUUGCUAAUGUUUGUGAUCAUGGAUAUUGUGUCAACCUCCCGAGAGUACAGACAGGCGUGACUCGAUUUGACUGUAUCUGUUCGGACGGCUGGGAUAAGGUCAGUGCAUCUAAUCCAGCUUGUAGUGCUGACAUUGAUGAGUGUUCAGCAGACAAGUAUCCCUGUUCCGCCAACCCUCGAGUCAGCUGUACCAAUGUGGAUGGAACAUACUACUGUGGAAACUGUCCUGCAGGUUACGAUGGGAAUGGUCACCAGUGUACUGACAUGAAUGAAUGCUUGAUUAACAAUGGAGGAUGCUCUCAGAUGGUAACAUGUUCAAACACAGAUGGCUCUAGAUCAUGUGGGCCAUGCCCAGCAGGUUAUAUUGGAGAUGGGGUGACAUGCACAUAUGUAGGUAUCUGCAAUGUUAAUAAUGGUGGAUGUGACCCAAUAGCAACCUGUCAAGAAAACACAGGUGUUCCAGAUGGUCGCACAUGUACCUGCCCCAGUGGAAAAACAGGCUCAGGAAUCGGUGAUGGGGGUUGCAGCUCCUCGGGCACCUCCUGUAAUGAUAAUCCCUGCGUUAACGGACGAUGUGAGUACACUGGCAGUGGGUACAGGUGUAUCUGCGAUCCUGGGUGGACGGGAACGAACUGCGAUGUGAACGUCAAUGACUGCUCGACCAACCCCUGUCAAAAUGGAGGCACAUGUACGGAUGGUGUCAAUGGGUUUGUCUGCCAGUGUCCCAGCGGCUGGACUGGAGAUACCUGCUCAGAAACAAGUGUUGCCUGUGGAGCAUUCCUGAGUGGUAUCUCUGGUUCCUUUGAAUUCCCUGGAGAGGGGCAGUUAUACCCUCAUGGAGUCAGCUGUGCUUGGGUUAUUGAUACUGAUGAUGACAAGGUAAUAAACCUCUACUUUGAGCGAUUUAACAUUGAAGAACACCCAGACUGCAUUUAUGACUUCCUCCAAAUUAACGAUGGGUCUUCUGCAUCAGCAAACCCAAUUGGAAAGUACUGUGGCUCGAACCCUCCUGCCAAUAUCACAUCUACCCAUGACACACUCUACAUCUGGUUCUUUAGUGAUAUCAGUGUCAAUAGUGGAGGCUUUAAGAUCCUAUGGAAUGCUAGAGAUCCAGUGUGUGGUGGCCCUCUCAUUGGUGCUAACCAUGGCAAUCUACAGUCACCUGGUUACCCUGGUGAUUACCCAGUCAACCGUGACUGUGUCUGGACUAUCACCGUGGAUGCUGGACGUUAUAUCACCCUUGCAUUCGGCGAUCUUCACUUAGAGUCUCAUCCUUCAUGUGACUAUGACUACCUCAGGAUCAUUGAUGGCUUGAAUGAAGCUGAUCCUUUGCUAGGAACGUAUUGCAACAGUCAAACACCUCCUCCUGUUGAUACGACUGGACCUUAUGCUUUCAUCCGUUUCCAUAGCGAUGCAUCAGCAACAGAUACUGGCUUCCAGCUCACUUACACUUCUAGUCAAAUUGAUGCUGGUUGUGGAGGAGCCCUGACUGCUGAUACCGGUAUCAUCAUCUCUCCUAACUACCCAAACCCAUACAACCACAACCAGCAAUGUAUCUGGACCAUCCAAGUCCCAUCUACAGAGGUCAUCACAUUUACUAUUACUGACCUACUUAUUGAAGAGUCAACCAACUGUGAUUUUGACUAUGUUGAGAUGCGAGAUGGAUUCAAUGAGAACUCUCCGUUCAUUGGUCGUUACUGCCGUUCUGCUGACAUACCAGGUCCAAUCACUUCAUCUUCAAACACUAUGUGGAUCCUGUUCCAAUCAGAUUCAUCUGUCAAUGCAGGAGGUUUCAGAGCUACCUAUGAAGUUGCUUGUGGAGGUUUAUACACGGCUCCUGCUGGUACUAUCUUCUCUCCAUACUUCCCCAACGCCUACCCUCAUGAGAGGACAUGCGAGUAUGUCAUCACCGCUGGAGAUAACCAGGUCGUUACUCUCACCUUCACCUUCUUUGACAUUGAAGGUCAUGAAACCUGUGCAUAUGAUUACCUGGAGGUGCAUGAUGGUGCCUCUGAUAGUGCUCCACUCAUCUCUACCCUGUGUGGCGAUCAGAUACCUGCUCCUAUUACUACCACCGGUAGCAGCAUCUAUCUUAAGUUUGGCACUGAUGCUUCCAUCGCAAACUUUGGAUUCAGCGCUGACUAUCAGUUUUCAGAUGAAGGCAACCCAGGCAUUGGUUGUGGGGGAACCUUUACUGAGAGCACUGGCACGUUUAGCUCCCCUUCUGAUGGUAGCGUCUACCCACAUGGGGCCAACUGCAUCUACAACAUGGUAAUAGAUCCUGGCAUGAUUAUAGAGCUGACUUUCACUGUGUUUAACCUGGAGGAAGCUUCCAACUGUAUCUUUGACUAUGUGGAGAUCUAUGACAAUGGCACUACCCCAAAUGUGACAUUCCUUGGAAGGUAUUGUGGUUCCGGACCACCUCCUGUCAUGAUGUCUGCCAGUAACCGGAUGAGUGUUGUCUUCAUCACUGACUCCUCUGUGGCUUAUGAAGGCUUUACAGCAUCCUAUAUAGCAGUCAAUGCAUCAACAUAUUGUGGUGGAACCUUAUCUGGUGCUACAGGAGUUGUUAUGAGUCCUGACUACCCCAACAAUUACCCUGACAACAGAGACUGUACAUGGACCAUUAGUGCUCCAGUCGGAAAUCAAAUUAUUCUCACCUUUACAAACUUCACGUUAGAGGAUAAUUCCAAUUGUGCAUAUGACUAUUUGACUAUCAGGAAUGGUGGUUACGACAGCUCCCCUCUUAUCGGUACCUACUGUGGUCCAAAGAUCAGUCCUACUACAUUCAUCUCUCAUAGUCAUCUAAUGAGACUCACCUUCCAUACAGACAUCUCUAUCACAGCUACAGGCUUCUCUGCAUUCUACGAUUCUACAGCAACAGGUUGUGGAGGGACAUUAACAUCACCAACGGGAAGCUUCACAUCACCCAGCUACCCGUAUGCCUACAAUCACGAUGCUUUCUGCGUGUGGACCAUGACCGUAGCCCAAGGAUCACAGAUCAUACUCACCUUUACUGACAUGGAUGUUGAAGAUCACUCCUCCUGUGCAUUUGAUUAUGUCAAGGUUCUUGAUGGUCUAGAAACUACGAGCCAGUUGAUUGGUGUCUUCUGUGGCACCACAAUCCCUGAACCUGUCCAUUCUACAGGCAAUAGCAUGCGUAUUGAAUGGCAGUCAGACUUCUCUGUGAGUGGAAGGGGAUUCUCGGCCACCUAUGAAGAAGAUUGCUCUGAUGUGGUACUAACAGCUCCUUCUGGAUACAUCGAGUCUCCUAACUACCCUGAUCCGUACCCUCAUAGCCGAAACUGUUCAUGGAUUGUGCAAACUACAACUGGAAAUACUAUCAACUUCACAUUCACUGAUCUAAAUCUUGAAGCACACAGCACCUGUACAUUUGACUAUGUCCGUAUUGUAGAUGGUCAGGACAGCAGUGAUAAUGAGCUUGCCAGGCUGUGUGGUAAUAAUCCUUUACCACCAGGCACUACAUACCCUUCUACACAGCAAUACAUGAGAGUAGAAUUCCAUUCAGAUUCCUCUGUGGCCAACGCUGGGUUCCAGGGAUACUAUGAAAUUGAUGGUUGUGGGGAGCAGCUAACAGGAAACAGCGGUACAUUCUCCAGCCCUAACUACCCUAAUCCUUAUGACCACACCCGUACUUGUGAAUGGACAAUCACUGUGGAUCCGGGCAGCUCCAUCACUCUCACAAUUGACAACAUUGAUAUGGAGAAUAGCGUACAAUGUCAAUUUGAUGUGCUAGAGAUCUAUUCCGGGACAGAUGACAAUGGAUUCUUAUUGCAGCAGCUGUGUGAGACAAGCACUGAAGCUCAAGCUAUCUCUUCAGUCGGUAAUCAGAUGUUUGUCAGGUUCCGUACAGAUUCUUCUGUCAAUGGAGGUGGCUUCCAUGCUUCAUAUCAAGCAAACCCUGGAGGAUGUGGAGGCAACUAUACAUCAGCAAGUGGAGGACUGCAUUCCCCCACGGCCCCUGGUAGUGUGAACUACCCCCACUUCACUGAUUGCUCCUGGACCAUCACAGUCGCUGAAGAUCAUAGAGUCGCCUUUUCUUUCCGGACCUUCGACCUUGAAGGUGCUACAAACUGUACCUAUGAUUAUGUGGAGCUACAUGAUGGGUUAGGUCAUUCCUCACCUGUGAUAACUAAAGUAUGUGGAUCAGGACUCCCAGACCCAGCCACUUAUUACUCUAGCAGUAACAUGAUGUAUGUCCAUAUGUUCAGUGAUGGUAGUGUGAGUAGCACUGGCUUCAGAGCAUCCUAUGAAACAGCAUGUGGAGGCAGAAAGGAUGCCAGCGUAGAUGGCUACAUUCAGACUUCUAACUAUCCCAACUACUACCUUAAUAAUCAGAACUGCUCAUGGAUUAUAGAAACUGAUGAUCCACAGGAUCGUAUAACCCUGAUCUUUACCCAUAUGGACCUGGAAGCCAACGGUGCCUCAGACUGUCAUGACUCUGUCACAGUCCGCCAGGGUAACAGUGACACCUCACCAGAGGUCGGCACCUACUGCGGUUCCAUCGUCCCCAUCCCUAUCACUUCUACCGGCCCCUCCCUUUUCGUCUCAUUCUCCAGUGAUUCAAGCGUCACUCUUACUGGUUUCAGAGCUACUUACACCACAUCAGAGUCGGCAUGUGGUGGAACAUACUCUGCUCAGUCUGGUUCUAUUGUCAGCCCCGCCUACCCAGCUAACUACCCUCAAGAUACAGAAUGUAUAUGGAUCUUUACCGCAUCAGCAGGAAACAGAGUACAACUCUCAUUCAGCAUUUUCAACCUUGAGUCAGUAUGUAGCCAGGACUAUGUGGAACUUCGUCAGGAUGAUGCAAACGGUGCACUGAUUGGUCGCUAUUGUGGUAACACCAUUCCUAGUAAUGUAACUGCUGUUGGUAGUUUGUGGAUGAAGUUCCGUUCAGAUUCACAAUCAUCUGAUGCAGGAUUCCUUGCCAGCUUUGCAAUGCAAUUUGGUGGUGAUCUGUCUGGAAUGGCUGGCACUAUCGAAUCGCCUCUGUACCCCUCUGUCUACCCUCACUAUGCUAGUGUAAUGUGGACAGUCACAGUUCCAGCUGGGGAGCUGAUCCUAUUUUAUUUCACCGUUAUGGAUAUUGAAAAUGAUGCGGCUUGUUCAUUUGACUAUGUCAAGAUUCGAGAUGGGUUGUAUGAGUAUUCACCAGUCCUACAAACAGUUUGUGGUAUCGAGAUCCCUAAUGCAGUCCAGACCACAGGGAAUGUUGGCUCUGUGCAAUUAUCUAGUGACUUCUCCAUUGCUGGCACUGGUUUCCAGCUCAACUGGCUUGCUGUGUCUGGUAGUAACACCAUUGCACCUGGGACAGCUGAGCCUGGAAGCUGCGGAGGACCAUUGACAGCUACCGGCAGUGAGCAGAACUUCACCUCUCCUGGUUACCCUAGUAACUACCUUGAUAACCAGGACUGUGUAUGGCUCAUCACAUCCAACGGAGGCACCAUCUUCCUCAACUUUACCUCUUUCCUCCUCGAAGAUGGAGGUGUGGACUGUAUCUUUGACUAUGUCAGAAUCUAUGAUGGUGCAACCAAUACUGAUACUCGAUUAGGUCAGUUCUGUGGGACCCUUGCAUCACCAGUGUACUCUACAGGAAGCACAAUGAGAGUUGAGUUCUCUACAGAUAGCUCUGUCACUUUAGCAGGUUUUGUAGCAGUUUUCAAGUCAGGAUGUGGAGGUGACUUUACAUCAAUGAGUGGAACUGUAACAAGCCCUGGUUAUCCCGGCUAUUAUGCUUCCAACCUGGAUUGUACAUACAGCAUUCAGACUAUCUCUGGCGCUACAAUAUCACUUAACUUCCAAGAAUUGGAUGUUGAAUCUUCCAGCAACUGUGGAAAGGACCAGCUAUAUUUAUCCAAUGGAGGAUCUGAGACUUCUCCAGCUCUUGGAACGAGUCCGUACUGUGGCACUGCUGAGCCCUCUGGUUUGGAAACAUCUAGUAACAUGCUUAGAGCACGCUUUGUUACUGAUGACUCAGGCAAUGGACGCGGAUUCAGCUUUAGUUAUGUGACUGUCACAGCAGGUUGUGGUGGACAUCGUACACUAACCAGUGCUACUGAUACAGGGUUCAUCUCAUCUACCAACUGGCCUAAUAACUAUGUAGAGAACACAGAAUGUAUCUGGAUCAUCUCUGGACCUCAGACAUAUCUCAUAUCUGGAGUCUUUGAGAGUAACUUCUACAUUGAGUCUCAUUCAAGUUGCCAAUUUGACUACAUUGAGAUCCGUGAUGGUGGUUCUGCUAAUGCUCCUCUGAUUGGUCAGUACUGUGGCAAUGUAGCUCCUAAUCCAAUCACCACAACAGGCAAUGCCAUGUAUGUCAGGUUCUCAACAGACUUCAGUGUCGUUCAUUCUGGCUUCAAGAUGACCUAUAGCCCAGCUCAAUGCGGAGGCAGCUACUCUGGUACCAGUGGAACGUUCAACUCGCCCAACUACCCCAACAACUAUGAUUCAGCUGCAAACUGUGAGUGGUACAUCACAGGUCCUGUAGGUCACUAUGUCACCGUCUCAUUCUCAGCAUUCAAUGUGAUUGGCUCUGGAGACUGUUCUACUGGAGACUAUGUUAGGAUACAUGAUGGACGCAAUGUUUCAGCUCCUGUGCUAGCGACGUACUGUGGAGGUAACAUCCCUGCAUCCAUCGAUACAUCUGAUGCUUAUGCCUACGUCGUCUUUGUCUCCAACUCAGACUCUAAUACUGGAUCUGGAUUCUCUCUUCAAUUCACUGCCAGUCUAGAAGAAUGUGGAGGAGACUUGGUAUCAGCCACAGGCUCUUUCUCUUCACCCAGCUACCCUAACCAGUACAUGCACUCUAGGGUGUGUGAAUGGCGUAUCACUGUUCAGAUAGGUCAUCAGGUCAAUCUCUACUUUGCUGACUUUGAUGUGGAAGACUCCUCAACUUGUGCCUUUGACUCUGUUAAGGUAUACAAUGGUUUAGCUGACAACUCUCCUCUGCUAAACACCCUGUGUGGGAUAGAGACUCCAGACAUGAUCUCCUCCAGUGGUAACACCAUGCGAGUCGUCUUCAGUACAGAUGGUUCAGUUGCAGGUCGAGGGUUCCAAGCUCGCUAUGACUCUAAUGAUGCAUCAGUGUGUGGAGGUCAGCUGACAGUCAGGCCUGGUGGAUCAGGAUAUAUCUUCAGUCCUCAGUAUGGAAUAGCAAACUACUCAAACAAUCUCAAUUGUGAAUGGACUCUUGGAAACUCUGCCAUCACCAACAGCUCCCUCUAUCUCACAUUUGAAGAUGGUUUUGAUCUGGAAUCUAGUAGCACAUGCUCUUUUGACUAUCUCCAGUUGUUUGAAGGAUCUGAUAGCACUGGAGUAGAGUUAACAAGGUUCUGUGGUACGACGGCUCCUAAUCCAUACUUCAUCCCGUUCCAAACCACCUUCCUGAGAUUUAGAACUGAUGGCAGUGUGGUAGGAGAAGGAUUCAGAAUGCAGUACCAGGCAUCAGGUUGUGGUGGAAUUGUGUCGGGUACAUCCGGUGUUAUUACCAGUCCUAACUUCCCUAACGACUAUAAUCAUGAUGACCAUUGUGCUUGGAGGAUAGAUGCUCCUGUUGGAGAAACAAUAACUUAUACCUUCACAUCCUUCAACAUCGAGACUGAUCCUAACUGUGGUUAUGACUAUCUGUCUGUGAGAAAUGGGGGUUUCCCUAACUCCCCUCAGAUUUCUGGUCAGUACCCCCUCUGUGGCAGCGUGGCUCCAAGCAGCUUCACGUCGUCUAGCAACCAGCUCUUUAUCAUCUUCAAGACUGAUCAAUCAGGGUCGGCUGGAGGCUUUAGGAUGGAGUGGACAACUGUCACUAAUGGUUGUGGAGGUAACUUCCACGGGACAACAGGAAGCAUUCAGACACCCAACUAUCCUAGAAACUAUGAUGCAAACGCAGAAUGUGUAUGGAGUAUCCUAUCCGAUGAUUCUAUGCAUAUUAAUCUUGACUUUGACCCAAACUAUGGCCUUGGCACUGGUGACACUAUCGAGUUCUUUGAUGGAUUCAAUGAGCAGGCGCCUUCCUUAGGGAUGUUUAGUUCAUCAUCUCCUGCUACCCAGGUAUCAUCAACUCAUAACAUGAUAAUGGUCAGGUUCCGUAGUGAUGCUAGCACACAGAACGUUGGGUUCAUGGCAACUUGGACUAGUGAAUGUGGAGUGGAAUAUAUUGAUGUUGGAGAAGGUUCCAUUAGUUCACCUGGCUAUCCAGACGCCCAGUACUCUAAUAAUCUCAACUGUAGCUACAAGAUAAGCGUGGGUUCAACUGUUCCUCUUGUCAUGAAUUUUGAGGAUCCCUUCGAUAUUGAGAGUCAUGGUACUUGUGCCUAUGAUGGAUUGAGUGUGUAUGCCGGUACAGAUAACCAAGGCACAUUAAUGGGUACUUACUGUGGAACCACUACGCCAUCAUACUUUGAAGUCACAGGACCUGUCUAUCUCAACUUUUACACUGAUGGUAGUGUUACUGGAACAGGAUUCAAACUCAAUUUUGAGCAAGGUUGUGGUGGAGUUUUCACAGCUGAUUCUGGUCUUAUCACCACUCCGCCCCACCUGACAGCAUACAAGAAUGAUCAGAACUGUACAUGGCUUAUUACAGUAGACUCAACCAAGAAUGUAGAAUUCAAAUUCGACACAUUUGAAUUAGAAUACCACACUUCAUGCAACUUUGACUACGUGCAGCUAUUUGACGGUACUGAUUUCACUACACCCCUUACCCAACCUCUAUGUGGUUCAACCAUUCCCCAAGGCUUCUUCCACAGUACAGGCAAUUCCAUGCUUAUCAACAUGGUGACUGACUACUCCGUCACUCUCGCUGGAUUCUCAGGAGCAUAUCUGGCUACCUAUGGACCAAGCCAAGGAUGCGGAGGAACAAAGACAGCAGCAUCAGGUACCAUCACAGACUUUGACAUUGAUAACAAUGGACAGUAUGAGAACUCUGUGGACUGUAAGACACAGGUCAUUCUACCAGAUAUCAACAAGGCAGUUCGUAUCAGCUUCACUGGUUCAUUCAAUAUCCAGGACUCGACAGACUGUGUCAAUGACUAUGUGGAGAUCCGUGAUGGGUUUAGUUCAGCAUCUCCCAUGGUUGGUCGAUUCUGUGGUAGUACUGCUCCUGAUGAUGUUACCCUGUCAGGAAACCAAGCGUAUGUGGUGUUCCAUACUAAUGAUGCUGUCACCAGCUCUGGCUUCACCAUCCAAUACUCAUCCGUUGAUUUGCCAUGUGGAGGAACCUUGUAUGCGACCACUGCUGCCCAGACCAUAUCAUCUCCCAACUAUCCUAACAAUUAUCCAGUCAACCAGCGUUGCAGCUGGAUAAUUGACGCAACCAAUGCAACUAACCGAGUUCGACUGGAAGCCACUGAUUUCAAGGUUGAGGCUCAGGAAGACUGUACCAAUGAUUACGUUGAGUUCAGAGAUCAACCUGUAGGAUUGGAUGGUCGAGUAAUGAGGCACUGUGGUUCAAGCCUCCCACCAACCUUUGAUUCCAGUGGACAAACCGCCCAGGUGUACUUCUACUCAGAUGCUGUUUCAUCUACCACAGCUAAAGGAUUCUCUUUGCAAUAUUCCAUAGCAGAUUGCAACAGGAAUUAUAACCAAACCCAUGGCACCAUCAUGACGCCUGGAUAUCCCAGUGUGUAUAGCAAUGGCCAUGACUGUAGCAUACGUGUUACCAGCCCAGUAGGGACAUACAUCUCUCUCUACUUCAAUCACUUUGAUGUAGAGUCCCAUCCAGACUGUGUCUAUGACAGUGUAACGGUGUAUAAUGGAUCAGAUGCCAAUGCUGCUGUGGUAGGCACAUACUGUGGUGAUGUCCUUCCUCAACCUAUCUUUGCCAGUGGGAAUGAUCUUUUCAUACGCUUUGUAACAGAUAGUUCAGUGACACGUGGUGGUUACGAUGCCUCAUUCACAUCAUCUAGUGUCCAAGGUUGUGGAGGUUCGCUAAGCGGUCAGCACGGUAGCUUCACCAGUCCCAUGCACCCUGCUGUCUACCCUACCAGUCAAACAUGUGAGUGGAUGAUCAAGGUUCCUGCAGGGGGGCAACCUGUUACCCUAUCCUUCACCACAUUCAACAUAGAGGGCACCGAAGGGGUGUGUAACGAGGAUGUGAUCGAGGUCUACGAUGGUGCGGAUGCAACGGCUCGUCUGCGAGGGCGCUAUUGUGGAACGUCGCCCCCUGCUGAUAUUGUAGCUUCAGGCAGGGAUCUCUUUGUGAGGUUUACAACGAACGGACAAAACCCUACAGGAGACUACCAGUACACAGGAUUCAGAGCUACAUUCGACAGCUGAGAGAACUCCCCUAGCUACCAAAGAUUAUAACUUUUCUUGCAAGACGCUCCUUAAUCAAUGCAUCUUCAUCAAAAGUGAGAAAUUUGACAGGAAGGAGACUACUUGAUUCACACAUUCCCAUGGUCUUCCAUAUUGGAUCAAUACUUCAUACCGUCUCAAUCACACUAUGCAUUUUUAUAUCGGUAUUCUAUUCUCAUGUGUCAUAUGUAGAGUCAUUUUGUUAAUCAAAUGCAGUUGUGAGAAGAGUAUAUGAAUAUAAUUAAAGUACUAUAAUGUGGAAGAUCGUUUUGUAUUCAUGAAUAAUUCUACUGCACAUGAAUGAUAUUAAAAAAUGAAAAUAUAUUGUAAAUGAAGUGAGAAAAUAUAUUUUGAUGAGUGUUCAGUGUAUAGUGUCUUCUUAAAUCAUUUACAUAGAUGUUUAUCAAGAUGUUUAUCAAAGAAUAUAUUAAUGAUAUAUGAUAUGCAUUCUGUAUGUAACUUGUCUAAAUGUGUGCUUCCUGCAUGUAGAGCCUGUGGAUCUUGUAACCAAAAGAUUAAUCACAUUUAUCUUAUUUUCAGUCGUAAAAUACUUCCUCUUUUUAUGAAAAGACUGACAUGCAAGUGGUAGAUGUUAACAGUAUUCAGCUUCUAGUGUGCUUUUCUCCACCAACAUGAUAUGCAAAACGAUAGGAAUAUUACCUUGUUAAAAUUCAGUAUUUACAAUGUAUUCUCUCAUAUAUGCCUUGUUUCAAACUUUCAGUGUGCUACAUUUCUUCCAAUCUGUACAAGUAUUUAAUGACAAGACCAAAGUGUGCUCACAACAGAUUAGUCAUUUUAGUAAUUUUUUGUUUGAACUACAUUUAUUUUUCUAUUAGUAGCUACUAAUACACACUGUAUGCUAAUGUUUACAUUUUAAAGUACAAAAUCCAUACUUUUAUUAAAGGCGUGUAAAGUUGAAAAAGAAGAAAUAAGUGAUGUGGAUAUUGACAGUUAUUCCGUGGGGGGGGGGGGGGUAUUUCAGUUUAAGGUGAACUUUCUCAACACUUAGAUAUACUUGAUUCAAAAUUAUUGAAUUGGAAUUUAAGGAAAAGAAUUACAUUGAAUUACGUUGUAAAGAAUAAAUCAUUAGUAUUAGUGCCAUAAAUUGCCUUCUCAUUCAAGUAUGAUUCUUAUGCCAGAAAUAAUCAGUAAAAGUGUGCAGUUGGGAUAUUAUUUUGUACUUAAUAACAAUUAACAUUGUCUGGGUUUUGUUUUUAUUAUUGGACAUGUCUGUGGGUGAAUGACUAUGAAAUGGGGGGGGGGUGAAAUCAGAUAAAUGGGCUCAUUGAUUGGUUGUUUUGUAGAAACAGGAAAUAAUUUUGUUUACACAUAAAAAAAAGGCAUACAAUCUUUGAAUAAUAUGAAAGACAAUAGUUUAUUUCAAUCUAUUAUCUAAGGUUUACUCCCGUUUUGCUAGCUUUUUGAAUGAAAGAGAGGCUGAGACCAAGUACUGGCAAUUGCAUCACUGCUAGAUUAGUUCUUCUUUAGAUAAGAAUUGAUUGUAUCUGUCAAUCUGAGUUUAGAGUCACAAAAUGAAUAAUCUCCCUCAUCUAAUUCCUAUUGGUGUUCUAGCUAGAAAAACAUAAUAGCUUUUUUCUGUUAUUUUUGCUCUUAGUUAUGUAAUGUCUUCCUAACCUUGUAUCUUCCAUAAAUGUGUUAGAUUUUGAUGGAUUGAUAGAAUAGACUAAAAACUAAAUGUAACAUUAAAAUGCAAUGGGUGGAGGAUUGUACAAUUGUAAAUAAACAAACAAACUGUCUUUCUGUUACAGAGGGAAAAAAAGAGAAUUUAUAUCAAUUACUUUUGCUGUGUCAUCACUAAAACAAAUUGUUGUUAAGGUAUGCUGGUAUUUUUGCUUUCAAAUCGACUAUCAUUGAACUGUUAAACGUUUGGUUGUAUUUUGUUUCUAAUACCGGUCCAACCGGUUAGAUGCAGUUGCAUUUAUGUACAAUAACAUGUCGAUUUAUCUCUUUAUUGCAUAUGUACAAACAUAUCCAAAUUAUUGCCCAUGUAAACUACAACCAACAGUGUUCAAGCGGAGCCGAUUAUCUUAAUAUUCACAUUCAUACUGAUUUGAAGCAGAUAAUAUCUUGUUGGCCGACUCCCCAAUAUUGAGAAGUCCAGUGUUCAGACCUCUAUAUAUACACGUAAGUAUCACAGUUUUUAUAUUGUAUGCAGGGGCUUGGAUUACCAUGGAAAACAUGAUUAUCUUUUUUAAAGCAUUUUUUUCUAAAUUCUAGUCAGUGUGAGAGCAGACCCUGUUGAGAGCCAGAAGGGUGUUAAUUCCUCUAUGUUGAAGGAUACAAGAUAAUGCCCUUUUAGCUCUCAGCAGAUGAGGGAGGGGCCUUGAAAUAUAGUGGCAAAAUAUCAAGCUGUGUACCUCUACAAACAGUGAAUUGUAUGGUUGUGCAAGUAUCAUGAUCCAUUGAUGAUAACUGUAAAAUGAGAAAUACCUUAUCCUCAAAUGUCUAACUUUGUGACUAGCGAUUAUUGUGUGUACUGUAUUCUUUACAAAAUAAAAAAUUAUCACAAAUGCCUACUGUAUUCACUACUUACGGUAUCACAUCCAACUUAAAGGUACUAAAACUGUUGUUGCUUCCAAAUUCAGUGGUUUUAUAGUUGAAAAUCUUGACUAGUUUAUUACAAGGUUGAUGUAUGAAAGCUUCUAAGCUGUGAGGUAAAAUUAUCCUAUGUCCGUGUUCCCUUGUACUAUUUAUGUAAAUACACAAGUAACAGAAAUCAUAUUGAAAGUACAAGUAUGUGCCAAAUUUGUUCAUCAGUACCUCGCCUCUUACUAUACAUGUCUUUUCUACAAUUUUUUACAAAGAUUUUGAAUGUUCCAGACAAAAAUGUAUUUUUAAUAAUGUAUUGAAUUCAUGUAUUGCUUCUCUAAAAAGUGUGCAAAUGUUGAUGUUAAAUUGAGAUUAUAGUAUGAUAUGUAAUGACGGUAGAACAUAUUUUUGUGCUGAUGAUAGGUGUGCUCUAAACUCAUAUUGAACAUGGUGAACAGGUUUUCACGCAGGGAUGAUAGUUUUCAGACUUUGUAAUAGUUCUUCAUGUGGAUGAACUAUAGUCUGUGUGCAUUUAAUAAAGCCUAUGAAGAUAUCUGGAAGUGAUCAAUGCUGUUAAUGAUGUGAGUUUCGUAUUGUGAGGAAGAGUUUUACCUCCAAAUUAACAAGUAGUUUAGUGACUCCCUCCAAAGGUUUGAUGUAAUUGUUUGUAAUGUACCACAUUUAAAUGUUUAUUGAUCAUCAACUUUGCAUGUUUUUUUGUUUUAUGUUUGUCUGUUUGACAUUGGGAUGUUUGUUACCUGUUUAUUAUUAGUACUUCAUUUUUGGAAAAAAGCAUAUGCACAAUCAAACUUUGUGUCAUUCUACUGCUAGUCUGUUAAGUAUGUGUAUUCCAGCCACAUUUAUGUGAAGAUGCGGCGUAUUCCGUAUCCUCUCUUAGCUGCCUCUAUGUCUGAUCUAGCAUUAGUAUUAAUAAUAAAAUGACCUUUGUAUAUGUGUGCUUUUCUGUUUUACAUAUCAAAUUUAUUCAAAAGGAAUGCUGUGAAAAAGAAAAAAAAAUCAGUUCGUCUGUGCUUAGAAUGUAGUAUGAAAUGUAUAUGAUGAAUUAUUAAAGAAUAGUAGUUUUCAGUUUUUGGAAAAAAAAUA